Messenger RNA from Raphanus sativus (radish), 591 nucleotides. Its product is annotated as putative F-box/kelch-repeat protein At2g41360. The transcript has a single exon. The coding region runs from base 1 to 591 and encodes 196 amino acids. NCBI's taxonomy places the organism in Eukaryota, Viridiplantae, Streptophyta, Magnoliopsida, Brassicales, Brassicaceae. The record is from RefSeq and is a predicted model, not a curated record.
AUGCCUCAAUGCACAUGCCCUAAGGGGCAGGAGAAAGUGCCACCAAGAAUGUGGUAUAGAAGUAAUUUUAAUAUUAUUACUGCUUCACUGGAUCUAAAGAUUUACAGGGUGGAAGCUAGUGAAAUCAGUGUAUACAACCCAAGAGAAGGUGAAGGAGUGGAGAUGGUUCAUAUAGUAAGUAAGAGACUGGCUGAGUCUAAUAAUCCGAGAGAAGGUAGAAGAAUGGAGAGGCUACAUAAAGCAAUGGAUUGGGUGUGUGCGGUAGAGAAUGUUCUCUAUGCUUGCUAUGACAGUCGUGGGUUAAUGUGGUUUGAUACCAAGGUCAAAGUUUGGAGAAGCGUGGUCAUGAGUCUUUACGCGUUGGAAGCGUGUCGCUAUGCUAAGCACGCAGUGGCGGAAUACGAAGGGAAGCUAGCAAUUUUUCAGUUAAUUAAGCAUGGCCGAGUCGAGAAUACAAAGAGUGUUAAGAUGUCAUUGUUCUCGUUCCAUAGAGUUGGAGAGAGGAUUCUUGGGAAGAUCGAGUGGUCUGGUAUUGUAGCCACAGACCCAUCUCUCAGUAGAUUUUCGCAUUGCUUAGGAAUGAUCAUAUGA